Messenger RNA from Scophthalmus maximus (turbot), 1559 nucleotides. It is a transcript of the gene ctso, whose product is annotated as cathepsin O. The coding region runs from base 148 to 1173 and encodes 341 amino acids. The record is from RefSeq and is a predicted model, not a curated record. Gene Ontology annotation, cellular component: lysosome. The transcript is spliced from 8 exons. NCBI's taxonomy places the organism in Eukaryota, Metazoa, Chordata, Actinopteri, Pleuronectiformes, Scophthalmidae. Gene Ontology annotation, molecular function: cysteine-type endopeptidase activity.
AUGUCACUUUUGUUUUCGAUGAAGCGCCAGUCGAUCACUGCGCAUGCGCACCAACCUUCACCUCCCUCGUCACGUCUUAAUGUUUGUACUCUGUUUACUUUGAACUUCAAUCUUGACGCAUGUGUGUGACCGACACCUCUCGGUCAGAUGAGGGGUGGUGGUCGCCGGGUGUGUGCGGUCGUCGUGGCCGCCGUGUGCGCGCUGCUCCUCUCGCCUCCGUGUUGUCGACGCGUCCGCUCGGACGAGACCCGCCACGGGUCGAACGUCUCCGCGGUUCACUUCGACUCGUUCACACGACAGUUCCACCGGGACUACGAGGCGGACGGAGAGGAAUGUCACCGGCGGCGGCGCUAUUUCCGGGAUGCCACAAAGCGACAUGCAUUCCUGAACUCAUUCUCCACGGCACCACAGUCUGCGAAGUACGGCAUCAACCAGUUCUCUGACCUCUCACAGAAAGAAUUCAGAGAUCUCUACCUGCGAGCGAGCUCCGACCGAGCGCCGCUCUUCUCUGGCCCGAAGACAGAUCGGCUCCCGGCCAAAUUUGACUGGAGGGACCGGGCAGCGGUGGCACCGGUCCAGAACCAACUAGCCUGCGGGAGCUGUUGGGCAUUUAGUGUGGUCGGUGCCGUGCAGUCCGCCCACGCCAUCGGAGGCUCGCACGUGGAGCUGCUCAGUGUACAGCAGGUUCUGGACUGCUCCUUUAAAAAUGAAGGCUGCAAUGGAGGCUCCCCAUCCAGGGCUCUGAACUGGUUAAAACAAACAGGGGUGAAAUUGGUGCCACAGUCUGAGUAUCCCUACAAAGCCAAGUCGGGAAUCUGCCACUUCUUCUCCCAGUCACAUGACGGCGUUUCCGUGAAGAGCUUCACUGCACAUGACUUUGGCGGUCAAGAGGAGGCAAUGAUGGGUCAGCUGCUGGAGCGCGGUCCUCUGACUGCUGUCGUGGACGCCGUCAGCUGGCAGGAUUACCAGGGAGGAAUCAUCCAGCACCACUGCUCCAGCCAGUGGUCCAACCACGCCGUGCUGGUGGUCGGAUACGACGCGACCGGGGAUAUUCCACACUGGAUUGUGCAGAACUCCUGGGGAACCACAUGGGGGAACGAGGGCUACGUUUAUAUCAAAAUUGGUGGCAACGUUUGUGGUAUUGCAGAUUCUGUGGCAGCAGUUUUUCUGUAACAACAUUAUGUAUAUUUGUGUGUGAGUGUGUGUGUGCGUGUGUGUGUGCGUUUUGAUGGCUGCCAAAAUUUGAAAUCAGUCAUCUCCCUUCAAAAUGUCAUUUUAAAUAAUGUUUCUUUUUAUUGAAAUGUCAACAUCUUGCAUCAGUAAAACAAAAUAAAUCACUUCACAAGUUGAUAAAUGUUGGUUCAUAACUGAGCGACUAAAACACACACACACACACACACACACACACACACACACCCCCCACUGUAAAAUCACCAACAGGAAUAGAUGCACUGUACAAAAUAUGUAUCUUAAAUACAUAAGGUUAUACACUUCAUGGGUUAUAUAACUCUAAUUUGUCUAUACAGAGAUCAAUUAAUCAAUGCAUAAAUACAAAACAU